ACUGUACCAGGACCAGAGGUUCUGCUUCAUCCACCUGAGUGUCCAGGAGUUUCUGGCUGCUCUUCAUGUCCAUCAGACCUUCACCAACACUGGAGUCAAUCUGCUGUCAGGACAAACGUGUUCGGUCUAAACUAUCAAAGGUCAAACCUGUACAGUUGUACCAGACCGCUGUGGACCAGGCCUUACAGAGUCCCAAUGGGCACCUGGACCUGUUCCUCCGCUUCCUCCUGGGUCUAUCACUGCCGACCAAUCAGAGUCUCCUACAAAGUCUGGUGAAACCAACAGGAAGCAGCUCAAAGACCUACCAGAAAACUGUUGAGUACAUCAAAGACAAGAUCAGUGAGAAUGUGUCUGCAGAGAGAAGCAUCAACCUGUUCCACUGUCUGAAUGAACUGGAUGAUGAAUCACUGGUGGACCAGAUCCAACAGUGCCUGAGAUCAGGACGUCUGUCCACAGAACAACUGUCUCCUGCUCAGUGGUCAGCUCUGGCCUUCAUCUUACUGUCAUCAGAAAAAGACCUGGAAACGUUUGACCUGAACAAAUACUCUGCUUCAGAGGAGGUUCUUCUGAGGCUGCUGCCAGUGAUCAAAGCCUCCAACAAAGCUCUGUGAGAAAAACAGUUGGAUCAAACAACCUCAAAUAUGCA
Messenger RNA from Sphaeramia orbicularis (orbiculate cardinalfish), 646 nucleotides. Its product is annotated as NLR family CARD domain-containing protein 3-like. NCBI's taxonomy places the organism in Eukaryota, Metazoa, Chordata, Actinopteri, Kurtiformes, Apogonidae. The transcript has a single exon. Bases 66 to 611 code for a protein of 181 amino acids. The record is from RefSeq and is a predicted model, not a curated record.